UUAUCAAUGAAUGAACGACAAUAUUUGAAUAUUUUAUUUGAAAAAAUCAAUCAAUGGUUAAUAACAGCUCAUCUUGGUGAUAAAAUUCAAUAUGAAUUAAAUAAUAAUGAAAAAGAUAUUUUAAAUGAUUAUUUAAUUCAUUCAGAAAUACGUCGUUGUUUUAAAACAAUUUGGACAAAUAUACAAAUAGUUGAACAAAAAAAAAUACUUUUUAUUGAACAUAUUACGAAAGAAAUCUAUGAAGAAAGAAUGGAAAAUAAUAAUGAUGAUUUUUAUUUAUUUAUUCAAUCAUUAAUUGGUUUUACAAAACUUAUACGAUAUAUACGAGAUAAUUAUAGAAAAACAAUCGUAGGACAUAAUUGCUUUCUUGAUUGGUUAAUUAUUUAUGAUAAAUUCAUUGAUAAUCUACCAUUAAAAUUUGAAGAAUUUCAUACAUUAAUGAAUAAGAAUUUUUUAUUCUCAAUGUUUGAUACAAAAUAUCUUGCAUUAGAAAUGAAACAAUAUUUAUUUACACGUCAAAAUCGUUCAAAUAUUAGUAAUUAUGUUGAAACUUUAUCAAUGUCAACAUCACUUUCAUCUUUAUAUGAUUUAUUAAUAUCGAAAUAUUAUGAAAAUUUGGUUUUUUUAAAACCAAUUAUUGAAAUAACUUCAACAGAUCGAUAUAAAAAUGAAGUUUGGAAACAUGAAGCUGGUUAUGAUGCUUAUAUGUCUGGUAUAGUAUUUCUUAAAUUAAUUUAUUUAUAUAAACAAAAAAAAUUCAAUAAAAUUGAAUUUAAUGAACAUCAAUCCAUAUUUGAUAUAUGUCUCAAUGAAAUUCAACUAUAUAAAAAUCGUUUUUAUGCCAUAUUUAUUCCAUAUAUAUCAUUAAAUCGAUAUGAUAUUAACAAAAAAUAUAAGAAGAAAUUACAACAAUGUCUUGUUUUAGAGAAACAUAAUAAAGAACAACUUGAUAUGUCAGAUAUAAUAUCACAUUUUAAUUCUUAUUGUUCAAUGGAAUAUGAAAUCAAUCGAAAUUUAAACAAAAUUUAUCUUUUAUUUCAAUCGGAACAAUGUCAACGUCGGAUAUUAAAAGAUUAUCUUAAUCAUCCAUUAUAUAAAAUAGAAAAAUUUCAUUGGUUUAAACAUUCAUUAUUUAUUCAAUAUUCAUUUGCAAUAUCAUCAAUAGUAUUGACUGGUAUUUGUAUUUCUUUUCUAGUCAAACGUCGAAUGUGA
Molecule: messenger RNA, 1212 nt
Organism: Adineta steineri
Lineage: Eukaryota; Metazoa; Rotifera; Eurotatoria; Adinetida; Adinetidae
Source: the annotation of a GenBank genome assembly